This is a messenger RNA of Antrostomus carolinensis (chuck-will's-widow), 889 nucleotides long. Its product is annotated as fructose-1,6-bisphosphatase isozyme 2. The record is from RefSeq and is a predicted model, not a curated record. Gene Ontology annotation, molecular function: fructose 1,6-bisphosphate 1-phosphatase activity. The transcript has 6 exons. Gene Ontology annotation, biological process: fructose metabolic process; fructose 6-phosphate metabolic process; sucrose biosynthetic process. The annotation marks the transcript as partial. Gene Ontology annotation, cellular component: cytosol; cytoplasm. NCBI's taxonomy places the organism in Eukaryota, Metazoa, Chordata, Aves, Caprimulgiformes, Caprimulgidae.
CAACACAGCAAGAAAGUGUCUCAUCCAGCCGAGAAGACAGCAACUCUCACACCCAGCAAAAAUGUCUGACAAAACUCCCUUCGAAACAGAUAUGCUGACGCUGACGCGAUUCGUUAUGGAGAAGGGUCGCCGCGUUAAAGGAGCGACAGGGGAGCUGACACAGCUGCUCAACUCCAUGCUGACUGCCAUAAAGGCCAUUUCCUCAGCAGUCAGAAAGGCAGGCCUUGCCCACAUGUUUGGUAUAGCUGGCACUGUGAACGUGACCGGUGAUGAAGUGAAGAAGCUGGACGUGUUAUCCAACUCCCUGGUGAUUAAUAUGCUCCAGUCCUCCUACAGCACCUGCGUCCUGGUCACGGAGGAGAACAAGGAGGCCAUUAUCACCCCGAAAGACAAGCGGGGUAAAUAUGUGGUGUGCUUUGACCCCCUUGAUGGCUCAUCCAAUAUAGACUGCUUGGCACCAAUAGGAACAAUAUUUGCUAUCUACAAAAAGGAAACAGACGAUGAACCCUCUGAAAAAGAUGCUUUGCAACCGGGACGCAAUAUUGUCGCUGCAGGCUAUGCCUUGUAUGGCAGCGCUACGCUGGUCGCCCUCUCCACAGGCCAAGGAGUGGACUGCUUCAUGCUCGAUCCGGGUCUCGGUGAAUUUAUUUUGGUGGACAGGGAUGUUAAAAUCAAGAAGAAAGGGAAAGUAUACAGUCUCAAUGAAGGUUAUGCGAAAUAUUUUUAUCCUGCAAUGACAGACUAUUUACAAAAGAAGAAAUUCCCCGAGGAUGGCAGUUCCCCAUACGGUGCCAGGUACGUGGGCUCGAUGGUAGCUGACGUUCACCGUACAUUGAUGUAUGGUGGGAUCUUCAUGUAUCCUGCUAAUCAGAAGAGUCCUAAAGGAAAG